CCGGGCGAGCGCGCGUGGCCCCCGCUCCCGAUGGGCAAAGAGCCGCCGCCGGGCCCUGCGGGCCGCGCUGCCCGGGGGGAGCCGCGCAAGGGCGGGGCGGUGCCGAGGGCCGCGGUCCCGCCCCGGGCUCGCCAAGAGAAGAAGAAAACCAACUCAAAGCCCAAACAUCUUGAUGAGCAGGAAAUCCCCUAUCGGCUUCAGGAGCUCAUUAAGAGCAGAGAGGAGAUGAAAAACCCCAAGAGCAGGAAGAGAAGGAAAGCAGUGAGCAAAAGGAAGCCUGUGACCCCGGAUCCUGCAGCCCAGGGUGAUAUUCCCGUGCCCAAGUUCAGGAGGCGGAAGCAAGAGUCGGUGUCGGCUUACAUCCAACGCAUGGAGCAGGAGACCCAGCACGUCCUGUUUCUCACCAAAAACCAGCUGCAGCGCGAGCCUGAGACUGAGGAGCCGGCCCCAGAGAAGUCACAGAGGAAGAAGGAAUUUCGGAAUAAACGACUAGAGAAAAUGCAAAAGAAGAGAGAGGAGAAGAAAGCGGCGAUGCUGGAGAAGGCCUUGUUCCAAGAUCCAGUUCAGUUUGGCGAGGUCGCCAUGCAGCCACCAGCGCUUACGGUGAAGCCCAGAAAGGGGGUAACCAAAGAGAAGGCUGGUCCGAGGCAGCUCCUGCUGACGGCUCUCCUGGCUCCCGGCCGUGUGGCUCCUGUCCGCAAAGCUGCCCCCUUGUCCCUCGCUCGCCAGCGCAUCGUGGAGGAGGAGCGGGAGAGGGUCAUCCAGGCCUACAGGGACAUAAAGAAACGCAGACAGCAGCAGGCGUCCGAGAGCUGUCUCGUGGGGGACAAGCUGGAGAAGCCACUCUGAGCCCUCUGGCGGCCAGUGCCGUCCUGGGGAAGGUGACGUGGCUUUGGUCUCUGUACAUGUGGGGAUGGAUGCUGAUGUGGUGAGAGGUGUCCACAGGUGCUCCAGGGAUCUGCUGUAUGGGGAGCAACCCUCCCCAGACAGUCUGACUGAGUCAUCAGGACACUGGCCCAUGAGCACAGGAUCUCACAGCCCCUCCCUCAGCGUGUGGAGCACAGGGCUCUUAGCCAAGCACUGACAGCAGCUAGCCCCUCACCUGGUGCAACGUGCUGCAUCAGGCCCCAGAACUCUGCCCCCUUCCUGCUGGAGCAGAACCACCUGUGACGGGAGGGUGCAGGUCACUCCCGUGUCUUUGGGAUCAGUCCUUGUCGCUCGCAGGCCCAGCCCAGAGGCGACACCGUGUUAGCGGCAGGAGGCAGGCAUGGUGCCGUGGCUUGGGCUGGGUGUGGAAGGAAGGGUAAAGGGAGGCGCUCAAAAAGCCCAUUUGUGCCCAUGCAUCGCUGCGCUGAGUCGGCAGAGCUCGCUCUGGGCCAGCUCCCGGAGGUGACGAACCCGCUGAUACGAAACACUCUCAAAGGGGCAGUCUCGCGCUGAGCUGCCUCUUGGCUGCGUCCCUGAGCACCUCACCCUCACUGGGCUUGGGGAUGUCUGCUCCUUCAGCCAAACUGAAUAAACAGCAGGAACAUGAA
Messenger RNA from Caretta caretta (loggerhead turtle), 1535 nucleotides. RefSeq names its product coiled-coil domain containing 137 (gene CCDC137). Lineage: Eukaryota; Metazoa; Chordata; Testudines; Cheloniidae. The record is from RefSeq and is a predicted model, not a curated record. Gene Ontology annotation, cellular component: nucleus.